AAAGGAAUCUUCAGUUCUUCAAUUUCUCCACUGCCAAGGACUUUAGUAUAGUAAAGCUUUACAUACGUUUAUAUGUAAUAUUUAGAAAAACAAAUAGUUUAGUUAAUAAUUAUUACCUAAAAAUGGUUAAUUAUGCGGUUUUUUUAGUGGUAUGUGUAGGACUUUUUAAAUGGACUGAAGCUGAAAACCCAUUUUACUACAUAAAACAGUGCAACAGAAACGACCCGAACAUCAACCAAUGCCUACGCCAAUCGACCAAUUAUCUAGUAGCGAACAUGAGAAGGGGUAUUCCAGAGCUACGACUAGCCGAUCCAGAACCAGUGGAAAUCGACGAAAUCCAACUGGCUCUAGGCACUGGGCCUGACGGUUAUAGAGCUACUUUUAGAGACAUCGAAGCGUUUGGUGUCAGUAACUGUACAGUAACGGCGGUCAGGUCCGACGUUGAUACCAAUCAGUUCCAGUUCACGUUGUAUAUUCCAAAAAUAACCGCAAGAGCUAAAUACGAAUCAAGUGGAGUGCUUAUUUUAGUAAGAGCUUCUGGUGGAGGGAAUUACUGGGGAGAAUAUGAGGGUGUCAAGGUAAAAGCUUACCUGAAAGCCGAAAGGGUGCCGGGAGACGAUGGACUGACCCACUUUAAAUUGCAACAGAUCAAGAUGGACUUCAGUGUUAAGGAUAUUAAAAUGGGAGUGGACGGCAUACACAACGGCAACAGUGUACUACAAGCUGCACUGAACCUCUUCAUAAACUCCAACUCCCAAGAACUCCUGAAGGAAAUGAAGCCUCACUUGAAGAGAAAGUUGCUGGUGCUAAUGAGUGACUUCGUCACAAACAUUUUCGAACACGUGCCCUAUAACGCGAUCAUUAGUGAAGAAUAACUUAUUUAUUUAUAUAUAAUUAUUUAUUUAUAUAAUUUGUGAUAAACUACUAAAUAAAAGCAAAACUGUAUAAUCAA
Messenger RNA from Anthonomus grandis grandis, 952 nucleotides. It is a transcript of the gene Jhbp2, whose product is annotated as protein takeout. NCBI's taxonomy places the organism in Eukaryota, Metazoa, Arthropoda, Insecta, Coleoptera, Curculionidae. The record is from RefSeq and is a predicted model, not a curated record. The transcript is spliced from 5 exons. Bases 123 to 875 code for a protein of 250 amino acids.